Pollicipes pollicipes is the source of this 530-nucleotide messenger RNA. Its product is annotated as broad-complex core protein isoforms 1/2/3/4/5. The transcript has 4 exons. Gene Ontology annotation, cellular component: nucleus. Gene Ontology annotation, molecular function: protein binding. Lineage: Eukaryota; Metazoa; Arthropoda; Thecostraca; Pollicipedomorpha; Pollicipedidae. The record is from RefSeq and is a predicted model, not a curated record. The annotation marks the transcript as partial. Gene Ontology annotation, biological process: regulation of transcription by RNA polymerase II.
GCUACGUUGUAUGUUCGAUGGAGGAUUGAUAAUUGCGACGGGCUUUGACUCCAACGAUUUGUAGGUGCAAGAUUGCCUUUUAAUUGUGGGAAAUGGACACCCAGAAGUUCUCCCUCAGAUGGGAUGCAUUCCAGAGCAGUGUUACUUCACUGUUUGACCACCUCCGACAAGACGAGGAGCUGGUGGACAUCACCCUGUGCUGCGAGGGACAGAAAGUCAGGGCACACAGAAUGAUGUUGUCUGCCUGCAGCCCGUACUUCAGGGAACUUCUCAGAAACAACCCAUGUCAGCAGAUGGUGUUCUUCCUGAAGGACACGUCGGCCGCCGACCUACGGGCCAUCAUAGAGUUCAUGUACAAAGGCUGCGUGAACGUGGCCCAGAGCCAGCUGGCCAGCUUCAUCAAGACGGCAGAGAUGCUACAGAUCAGGGGUCUCAGUGGCGAUGAUGAUAAGCCGUGCUCGUCGCCGGGUGGCGGUGCUCCGCCGCCACCGUCGGCCGCCGACGCCGCGCCGCCGCCGGCCAAACGACGC